CUCCCCUCUCUCUCUUACGCUCUCUCUCUCUGUCUCCCUCUCCCUCUGUUGUGUGUUCAAACUCUGCAUCAAUGUUCAUUGAACGUGUUAUAACGGUGGAGUAUCUAGAGCCCUCCAUGUCUCGGGAUCUUCUCUGCAAAUUCCCGGACACAUCUCCCUUUGAUUUCGACUACCAUCAGAGCGGUAUCUGGUCUCCAUUACUCCCCCGCCACAACCAUUCCUUGAUUUCGAUCGACUGUAUUCCUUUCGCUGAAAAGCGGAGAAAGAUUGGAGAUGGGUCGCAGAAGAUGCUGCAAGAAAAGCUCAAGAAGGCGAGUGUAAAGAUUCAGAAGGCGUUGAAGAUGACGGUGUCUAAUAGCAAUAAGAAGAAGAAGAAGAAGAAGCAGACCUUUGAUUUCUCUCCCACCCCUGUUCAGGGUUCAGCUCCUCGGAAGGGAUGGUGUAAGGUAUUAAGAGCUGCAUCAAAACGCUUCAAGAAGCACAAUGGAUCUUCAUUGCAGCUGAAAAAGCUCCCAACUAUCUGAGAUAUAUUGUAGCAAUUCUCUAUUUUGUAUUAUUUUCCACUUUCUUAGACUCACCUUGGAACCCAGUUGACUCGGCUGAGUCAGGUUCAAUCCGAGCGCACCUCGACCUAGUCACCCUGUCGUGACCAGGCCUAGUGGACUGCCCAAAUCUUGGUUAGACCUGCGGGGUUGGUGAACUAUGUUGUAGCUAUAUUAGAGUGUCUGUAGUCUCUGCAGUGUAUUGCUUUGAGCUUUAUAAUUAAGGAGAAAUGAUCACAUACAUACAGCACCUGUAUGUGAACUUGACAAUC
This is a messenger RNA of Magnolia sinica, 814 nucleotides long. RefSeq lists its product as uncharacterized. NCBI's taxonomy places the organism in Eukaryota, Viridiplantae, Streptophyta, Magnoliopsida, Magnoliales, Magnoliaceae. The coding region runs from base 72 to 524 and encodes 150 amino acids. The transcript is spliced from 2 exons. The record is from RefSeq and is a predicted model, not a curated record.